Molecule: messenger RNA, 998 nt
Organism: Anarrhichthys ocellatus (wolf-eel)
Lineage: Eukaryota; Metazoa; Chordata; Actinopteri; Perciformes; Anarhichadidae
Gene: acat1
Product: acetyl-CoA acetyltransferase 1
Exons: 6
Biological process (GO): fatty acid beta-oxidation
Cellular component (GO): mitochondrion
Molecular function (GO): acetyl-CoA C-acetyltransferase activity
Source: RefSeq, a predicted model, not a curated record
GGCAACUGUGCAGAGAACACAGCCAAGAAGAGCAGCAUCACCAGGGAGGAGCAGGACGCCUACGCCAUCGGCUCGUACAGCCGCAGCAAAGCAGCGUACGAGUCCGGCGCGCUGGCCAAGGAGAUCGUGCCUGUCAGCAUUCCCCAGAGAGGCAAACCUGAUGUGGUCGUGUCCGAGGAUGAAGAGUGGAGGCGGGUCGACUUCAGCAAAGUUCCCAAACUGAAGACCGUGUUCCAGAGAGAGAAUGGCACAGUGACGGCGGCCAAUGCCAGCACACUGAACGAUGGAGCAGCCGCUCUCGUUUUAAUGACAGCAGAUGCUGCAAAGAGACUCAACGUCACUCCACUGGCCAGGAUCGUCUCUUUUGCUGAUGCUGCUGUUGCGCCCAUUGAUUUCCCCAUUGCUCCUGCAUUCGCUGUACCAAAGGUCCUGGAUGCAGCAGGGCUGAAGAAGGAGGAUAUCACCAUGUGGGAGAUCAACGAGGCCUUCAGCGUGGUCGUGCUGGCCAACAUCAAGAUGUUGGACAUCGACCCCGCGAAGGUCAACGUGAACGGGGGAGCCGUGUCACUGGGACACCCCAUCGGGAUGUCUGGGGCGAGAAUCGUGGGCCACAUGGUACACAGCCUGAAGUCGGGCCAGUACGGACUGGCAGGUAUCUGCAAUGGAGGCGGUGGAGCAUCAUCUAUUCUCAUCCAGAAAUUGUAGGAAACUUGAUGGAGGAACUUCUCUCUCCCUGAAACGCUGUGUGUUAAACUGUGUGUUCACUAGCUGUCCACUCCAAAUGGCUCAGGCAUCUGUAAAGUCCCCUUCUUACUGUGAAGAAUGCUUCUGUUACAGCUUUAGUGCCCGUGGCCUUACCCAAGCAGCAAAGUAGUACUCGAUACUCGAUGCAUGACGUCAUGACUCAAGUGUUUGAGACACUCCUUUUGUUCGAUGAAACUUUUAUUAAUAUUUAACCCUGAAUUGAAAUGGUUAAAUAAAUAGUUUUUAUGAAACCA